UCUCCCGACUGUUUACAAUGACAGAGCUGAUCGAGGUGAGCUGGGGUUGAGGGAGCAUAAAGAACACACACAGCAACAACGUCAACAAUAACAACAACCCAUCAUCCAAGAAGAGUAGAUUAUAAAAAUAUGUUUGGUAGGGCUAAUUGAUAAUUGUCUAAUUCUAUAAGCUUUAACUGCACAUUUCAUUUCAUACAAGUCUCUGGGCAUGAUUUCAACAAGAGCACUUGAAUGGCCCUUUUAAGUUGUGAAACCCGGAAGACGGAGCCCGUGAGUGGGCCGUGAAGGCAGCAUCAGACUGUACUAUGCCUGAGCGACAGACCUGAGAGUUGCAGCUAGUCUGUGUAGGAUGGUGUGAGAGCACUUCUCUGACUUGAAUUACCAGUCUCUCUUACGGUGUUUGUGACUUAGUGGGCGAUUUGACUCAGGCGGUGAACGAGAAAUUUUAUUUAGACUUAUUUCUACUUUUACCUUACCUUAUUUUUUAUUUUCUCAUUAGUUAAUAAUUGUAUGUGAGUUUUUAUGUGAUAUUGCGCUCCAGUUUGACCCUGUCAUGGCUCAGGUACCGCGACCAGAAGCACAGCUGGUUGAGAUAGACCCGGACUUUGAGCCUCUCUCCCGACCGCGGUCCUGCACCUGGCCGCUCCCCCGGCCUGAGUUCAUCGACCCGGCCAACUCCAACACAUCCUCCCCGGCCCCGUCGGUGAAGCAGGAGCCGGGAGGAAACACCGACUUCGUUAGCAACCUUGGCUUGUUAGAGGAGGACUAUGAAGAGUACACAGAGCAGAAACCGUCUGUGCACUGCAAUGACUUUCAUUGUCGAGAGGGAAAAUGUGCCCAUCUGCAUCACCCCCACCACCAUCAUCAUGUUCAGCAGCAGCUCCCGGGUCCGCAGCUGCUGCCUCAGCAACAGGUGCCUGCUCCUGGCGUCGCAUUCUUGGGCAACUCCGGCCAGAGGAAGAGCAGCUCGUCCCGUCGCAACGCCUGGGGGAACAUGUCCUACGCUGACCUGAUUACUAAGGCGAUAGACAGCUCACCCGAGAAGAGGCUGACACUGUCUCAGAUUUACGACUGGAUGGUCAAGAGUGUGCCUUACUUCAAGGAUAAAGGAGACAGUAAUAGCUCCGCAGGCUGGAAGAACUCCAUCAGACACAACCUGUCCUUGCACAGCCGCUUUGUGCGCAUACAGAAUGAGGGAACAGGAAAAAGCUCCUGGUGGAUGCUGAACCCAGAUGGGGGAAAGAAUGGAAAGUCACCACGACGCAGAGCUGCCUCCAUGGACAACAACAACAAGUUUGCCAAGCUCAGAGGAAAGGCCACAAAGAAAAAGGUGGCUUUACAAGAAGGGGUUGAGGCAGGAGCAGGCAGCCCUGGCUCCCAGUACUCUACCUGGCUGGGAAGCCCAAACGAGCAAGGUAAGGAGGACUGUGAAGCCUGGAGCUCCUUUAGGACCCGGACCAGCUCUGACGCCAGCACUCUGAGUGGCCACCAUUCGCCUUUUCCUUCUGAACAGGAUGACCUGGGGGAAUCUGAUGGCCACAUGAUGUAUCCUGGAGCGGUGGUGGCCAAGAUAACCUCCACCCUGCCCAGUCUGUCCGAGGUGGCUGGAUCCAUGGGCCAACAUGGCUCUGAGAAUGUCAUGGAGAGUCUGCUGGAUAACCUGAACCUGCUGUCACCUAAAAACCCCCAGCUUGGUUCUGACUCCUCAAAUUCUACCAUGCUUCAGAGUAGCCCCUACAGCUCUUCUGGCUUGAGCCCACACCCACAGCAAGCCUACCAUAAGUGUGCGUAUGGCCAGGUGAGGAUGAACUCUCUCUCCUCUUCUCCCAUGCAGACUCUGCCAGAGACCAAGCUGACCUCUGGGGCUUAUGAGAAGCAGUAUAUCUACCCUGCUGGCCUCCUCAAAGAGCUGCUGACUGCAGAUGCAGACGCCAGCAGGGACAUGAUGCCCUCUAGGGAUACACUCGUGACUCAGGUUGGGAGGGGAGGUUGCCUAAUGCCCAUUUAUAGCAGUCAGAGCCAUGUUGGAGGUCAUAAUGGAAUGAAAAUGAUGAAUUCUCCUCAGAGACAUCCAAUUCCUCAUGUAACUCCACAAGCUGCACAUAACCAGGGUCCUUCAACCUCAAAAGACUUGAAUAGCUGUAAUAUGAUCCCACUAAGUGGUAUGACUAGCCUUUCAGGGGCCACUCGUCAGAUGACUAACCUCAGGACACGCACGCAGCUGCCCCGGGGACACCCAGCACACACUAAUGACAUCUUGGCAAGCUACAGCAGCAGCAACGGCUACAGGGAACUUAACUUGGUGCACCCACAUGGUCGUCAUCAGGAGCGGCUGCCCAGUGACCUGGACAACAUGUCCAUUGAAAGGCUUGAAUGUGACAUGGAGUCUGUCCUCCAUGACACCCUCAUGGAUGGCGGGGCACUGGACUUUAACUUUGACCCCACAGCUGGGCCUCAUGGGUUUUCUCAGAGAGUGAAGACCAACACACACAGCUGGGUGUCAGGCUAGGAUGCACUGGUGAUCACAAACAGAAUGAUUUUUCCAUUCUUACUCACAGGCUUUCUCAGCAUCACAUCACUGCUUACCUUCAUGCAGAGACUGGAAAAUGUCACUCCAAAGAGGCCACUGCCAUCACUGUCCAGAAAACACUCAAUGCAAAGUUAUUUGUCUUGAGUUGAAGUCCAUGUCUAACAGUGCAUGUUGUUACUUUACAUUCCAAGAGUAAACAGUUGAAGGACAGAUCAAUCAGACAAACUGAAUGAGAGACAAGUCUACACUUGUGAACUAGCCUGCCUGUCAAAAAAUUUAAAAUAUGUAUAUAUUUGUGUAUUUUUGCUGAUUCGUUGCAUAUUGCAGUAUAUAGUACAGCACAUUACAUACGACAGAGCAGAAGAUCAGAGUGCCUGAUAAAAUAAGUAAAAGAGCCAGUGCUGGAACAUGUGGUGAGCGUGUAGAAAUGUUAGCACAUUAGGCUGUGUUUUUUGGCCAAGU
Molecule: messenger RNA, 2992 nt
Organism: Monopterus albus (swamp eel)
Lineage: Eukaryota; Metazoa; Chordata; Actinopteri; Synbranchiformes; Synbranchidae
Product: forkhead box protein O1-A-like
Exons: 4
Coding region: 554-2509 (651 amino acids)
Biological process (GO): regulation of transcription by RNA polymerase II
Cellular component (GO): nucleus
Molecular function (GO): DNA-binding transcription factor activity, RNA polymerase II-specific; RNA polymerase II cis-regulatory region sequence-specific DNA binding
Source: RefSeq, a predicted model, not a curated record